AUGAAGAACUUUGCGACGACUGAGGCUGCCUUCAACGACACUAGAGACCUGCUAAUGCAAGAGUUACACAAUGACUUACUGAAACCAGACAGGACGUGCCAGGAAUCGCGACUUUGUAUACUACAACGCGUCAAAUGGUCCAUACGCGACAAGAUAGAAGCACUGGAGCGGUUAACGGUUGAGGAUGUAACGCACUUCUUGCCCGAGUUCCAGAAUACCGUUCACGUCCAGGCGUAUAUGCACGUAUGUGUUUAUGUGUGUGUGGUAUACACAUGUCUGUAUGUAGGCGUAGAUAUAAUAGUGCCGAGCGAACUGGUGUGA
Molecule: messenger RNA, 321 nt
Organism: Sphaeroforma arctica JP610
Lineage: Eukaryota; Ichthyosporea; Ichthyophonida
Exons: 2
Coding region: 1-321 (106 amino acids)
Molecular function (GO): metal ion binding
Source: RefSeq, a predicted model, not a curated record